Molecule: messenger RNA, 1074 nt
Organism: Exaiptasia diaphana
Lineage: Eukaryota; Metazoa; Cnidaria; Anthozoa; Actiniaria; Aiptasiidae
Product: tropomyosin beta chain
Exons: 1
Coding region: 104-862 (252 amino acids)
Biological process (GO): muscle contraction; actin filament organization
Cellular component (GO): actin filament
Molecular function (GO): actin filament binding
Source: RefSeq, a predicted model, not a curated record
AGUUUACGAUCAAUAUUACGAUUAUUACUCUGUUCGGUGAUCUCGCAUGCUGAACAUCCUAAUUGCGUCUUGUUAACGAGUUGAUUGUAAGUAACGUUUCAAGAUGUCGGCCGCAACAACAUCCAUGAUGGACAAGGUCCGAGAGAAGAUGCAAGCGCUUAAAGAUAAGAUUGAGGAGGCGGAAGAGAGAGAACAGAUGGCAAAGGCCGAGAUGAAGGAUGCAGAAACAAGGUCUUACCAACAUGAAUCAGACCUUGACUCCAUGCAGAAUAGGAUGACAUUAAUCGAGAAAGACCUAGAGAAGACUCUUAAGCAGCUUGAAGAGAAAAAGGCAAGGCUUGACGAGCUAGAGGAGAAGCAAGAACAGGAUGCAGAAGUCGUUAAGAACCUGGAAGGAAACGAGCUAGACGGAGACGAAAAGCUAAUAGAAUUGGAAGAAAUGYUGAAAGAAGCCACAGCCCAAGCUGAUCAAUACGAUCACAGGAACAUUGAAAUCAUCCAAAAGCUACAACAAACCGAAAGUGAGCUGACAAAACAAAGGAAAAGAGCCGAUGCAGCGGAAAAUUUGUUGGAGAAGCUGCAAACAACCGCUGAUGAGGCUGGUGACAACUUAAAAAGUUUGGAAAUGAAAGACAGCAACGCAUCGCAAUGGGAGGCGGAGACCGAGGAAAAAAUACAGUUUUUGGAAGAGCAGUUGAAAGAGAUAUUAGCUCAAGCCGAAGAUACAGAGCGACGCUGUGCGCCUCUUGAACGCCAACUAGACGAACAAAGCGUACAGAUCGAAGAGUUUCGACGAAAGAGAGAUGAGGUGGAGAAAGAAAUGGAAGAAAUGGCUGAAUUAGUAGAAGAAAGCAUUGAGUAGAAAAACGAACACUGCGAUACUUUUAGACAGGUAUAAUUAUUGCCAAACAUUUAUAUUGUUGUUACUAUUAUUAAAGGGUAAUAUGAUCAAUGCGAAGGAGACUAUGACCAUUGUUAAUCAAUCACGAUUGUGUUUGACAGCUUUUGAUAUUCAUGUUGUUAGAAUUCCAAAUUCUUAUUAGCCCAAUAAAUAAGCUGUUAUUAUUCCUCGCA